CCGUUGGAAAUUUAAGCGCAAGCAAGUUGAAAACUUAAAAGGAAAAAAAGGCAUUGUGUGGGUCCAAAAGCUGUGCAGCGUAUUUCCGAUGUUUAAAUUGGACAGCUUCUAGAAGGCGUUGACUUGAUGCAAACAAAUGAAGGCAGUAGAAAUAUCCAAAGUAAAGAAUAGUGCCUCUAUUAUAUUAUGAGAACAGGGAAAGAAGAGUGUUUGUUGGUAGUUGUUGUUGAUGUAGGUUGUAUAGUUUGCCUCUAAACACGUAUUUUCAGCAUAUUACAUCAGGAAGCAAUGAUUAAUAUUGUGCAUGGUGUACAGGGCAGUGCAGAAGCAAACUUUCCGGACAGAACCUGAAGUCAAAGAUCCGGAGUCUGUGCAAGGAAUUCUGGAAAUAGCAUGUAGAAGAUUUAAGCCGGCAAAUGAACCAAAAGUGUAUGUUUCUAGCAGAACUGACAAAGGUGUCCAUGCGUUACUCUCAUCUGCCCAUGUUGAUCUAGAGCGCCAUACAGGUGGUGGGUAUGACCCAGAGUGUCUGACUGUAGGUUUCAACAGGUAUUUUGAGAAGGCCAAAGUUGGACUUAGAGUGCAAAAGUGUCAGCUAGUCCCAGAUACAUUUCAUUCAAGACAUAGUGCAAAGUGCAGAACUUACUUGUAUCGUCUAGCUGUGAGGAAACAAAAUGCACCAACACUACAAAAGAUGGGCUUCAAAUACUUUGCUGAAAUACCAUUUUCUGAAUGGAGGAGAUGUUAUUUUAUACAGAAUCCAGAAUUCAAUGUUGAUGCAAUGAAACAAGCCGCGGCACUUUUCCCAGGAAUAAAAGAUUUCAGGUCAUUUAUGGGUGCUUCGCGAGAUGAUCGAGACAUCAGGACUGUAAGAAGUAUGAAAGAACUCUGUAUCAAACCUGGCCAGCAAUUUCUGAGCGAUGAUUAUAUGCCAAGUUGUAAGCAUUAUGAUUUUUGGGAAGUAACAUGUAAAGGGCAGUCAUUUCUGUAUCGACAGGUACGAAGAACUGUAGCAGCUCUGAUUGCAGUGGCUCAAGGAAGACUAACUCUGAAAGACGUCCAGUACAUGUUAGAUGUACCUAGUAAAGACAGUUGGAAUCCUAAGGCUGUUACAGUGCCCCCCUAUGGGUUGUUCCUUGUUAAUGUAGAAUAUGAUCCACAAGAUCUUUUAUAUGAAAGAAACUGUGAUAAUCAGUGGACAGAGAACAACAAUUUGUAG
Molecule: messenger RNA, 1219 nt
Organism: Schistocerca nitens (vagrant locust)
Lineage: Eukaryota; Metazoa; Arthropoda; Insecta; Orthoptera; Acrididae
Product: tRNA pseudouridine synthase-like 1
Exons: 6
Coding region: 305-1219 (304 amino acids)
Biological process (GO): tRNA pseudouridine synthesis
Molecular function (GO): pseudouridine synthase activity; RNA binding
Source: RefSeq, a predicted model, not a curated record